Molecule: messenger RNA, 3063 nt
Organism: Haliaeetus leucocephalus (bald eagle)
Lineage: Eukaryota; Metazoa; Chordata; Aves; Accipitriformes; Accipitridae
Gene: LCA5
Product: Leber congenital amaurosis 5
Exons: 9
Coding region: 696-2741 (681 amino acids)
Biological process (GO): intraciliary transport
Cellular component (GO): axoneme
Source: RefSeq, a predicted model, not a curated record
AUUUUGAGAUCUGCUGAUGAAAGUUACGCUAAGUGUUACUGUCACGGCGUCAGAUAAAUUUAACGUUGGCUUUUAAAACCAUACAACGUUUUAAUUCGCCAAAAGCUGGUAAACCUAGAAGAAGUGCAUACAGUGAAGUCAGCAGCUGCAGAAAGCUUCCCUAAUAAAAUAUUUGCUCCUCACUGAAGCCUCAUCAGUGAACAUGUUUUGAUGUGAUACAAGUAAAUUCUUUUGCUCCUCUCUCUUUUCCGUGAAAACAGCAAUAUUUGGAUGUGAAAAAGAUGAGUGGAGGAAGAAGAGGGAGGCAAAUUUCUUUUGAAGUUAUUCUUAAGUUCAGCACUUUAAUAAUGUGGAUUGAUGCUUUUGUACCUGUCUGAAUCUGGCUUUCUUGGGCUGUCCCUCUCUCAGAAUAGGUGGAAAAACUGCCCCGACCAUUAGAGUUCAGCAUUUGUACUCAGGAAGCGUCAUAUGGUGCCCAGUAAAAGCAUGUAGCAGUUUCUGGUCUUAGAAAGAAAAAUGCAUUCUGAAUGAUAACUACUGCUUGCUGAACUGAACUGCAAAGAUCUCAUGCUUUGGAGAUGAAGAUGAUAAACCCAAGGAAAUAAUCCAGCUGCUGCCAUUGUGGCAACUGAAAGAUCCUUUGUGUCAAAAUGAACAGUCUUUGAGAAAAUCUGGAAAGCCAUUAAAUCUGAAAAAUGGGAGAAAGAGUAAGGAGCCCAGAUUCUGAACAUGACAGGAAAUCAGAGGGGGAUAAAAAUAGUGACUCCUAUUAUUCAGAUGAAGAUAAUGCAUCUCGUUCAUCUGGCCAGUCGCCAACACUAAGCUAUCCAUCUACGAGCCAAGAAAAAAGAGAUCACAAAACACAAACUUCAAACAGCCUUGUGCACUACCAAGCCACAAAGAAAUUGGGUUCCAAAUAUGCACCAAGCAAAAGAGGGACGCGGUGGGGUUUCCGUUCUCAGAGCCUCACUAGGGAUUCUCCUGCAAAAGAUAUAGAUCUUGUUACAAAAAGAGUUCUUUCAGCUAGGCUGCUGAAAAUCAAUGAGCUCCGAAAUGAACUGACUGAACUCCACAUCAAACUAGAUGAGCUGCAGAAGGAAAACAGGGCACUGAAGAGGCUUCAGCACAGGCAGGAGAAAGCCUUGAAUAAGUUUGAAGAUACGGAAAACGAAAUCUCUCAGCUCCUUGCUCGGCACAACAAUGAGAUUAGAAUACUAAGGGAGCGCCUACGAAAAUCUCAAGAGAGAGAACGUGCAACUGAGAGACGGCUGAAAGAUUCGGAAGAUGAACUGUACAGAACAAAAACUGUCUUGCAGAAAUUGAAGAAGCUGUCUGCAGAUAAGCACCUUGCCGAAAGAGAUGACCUGGCAAAGAAACUAGCCUAUGCAGAGAGCAGGCUAGAGGACAGUGAAAAAAGAAUUAAGGAUCUGGAAAAAAAUCUUGAAUUGAGUAGUAGCAGUUUUCAACGAGAGUUACAUUCAAAGAAGAAAAAAAUGUAUGAGGCUCAAGAAGAAAAUAGAGUUCUCCAAGAAGAGCUUCAUCAACUAAAUCAGAAGCUGAAGGAAAAAGAAAGAGAACUUGAAGCAAAAAAUAUAUAUGCUAAUCGUAUGUUGAAGCUAUCACCAAGAAAAGACACGGAUAUUAUACAAAGAAAAAGAGCCAACAACCAAAAUAUUAAAAAAGGAGCACAGCUCACAAAAGGUGUACAGACCAGUGGAUACUUCUCACCAGUAGAAUUUCUUCCCGAAUCAGAACUUGUCUGUGGUGACACAGUAAACAAGAAAGAAGGGAUUCUUCCUAAAAUAGAAAAAGAAACUCAAGACAAGGGAUGGAAGGAGCAAGCAGACUUCCCGAGACAAGACCAAGACCGGGAAAGGGAAGAGAAACUGAAACGUUUUCCGGAAAUACAGGCUUUAGAGGAGAGGGGUCUAAAACUUCAUGAUGAGUGGGAAAGGGAAGAAUAUGACAAAAUGAAAAAAGAAAGCAGCUUUUUAUUGGAUAAAGAAGAGAAAACAAAGAUGGAGACAGAAAUCCACAAACCUGAAGUAGAGAGAGAAAGCACUGAAAUGCUGGAAGAGCGGCGAAAAAGAGAGUUCCUGCUUACUAAAAUGCAAGAAAUUGAUAGAGAAACGCAAAAUAUGACAAACAUGAAACCUGCUUCCCAAGCACCACUCAUAAAUACAGCAAGAAAGUCUGAUUCCCUGGAGAAAAAAGAAAAAACUAAUCAAUUCUUUGAGAUUCCCGGGAAGGUUACUAAUGGAUUUCCUGCAGAUGACAGCCAGGAUGAUGCCACAAGAGCACAAGGGCAGAAGCAACGAAGUCUGAGGACUGUAGAUUUAAGUAGUAAGUUAACGUUUGGUAGUUAUGUACCUUCCUUUGGGAAAGGAUCGGGGAGACCGAGUUGGCUUACUCAAAAAAGUGACAACUUGGAAGAAAAUGUUAAGGAAAAUGCAGAUUUCAAUAGUAAGAAAGAAAAAAAGUCCAAUUUAAUGGAGCAACUCUUUGGAAGCAGUGCCAGUACCAUUCUUUCUACAAAUAACGAUACAACACCUUUUGACAUAGAUUGGGACUCUAGUAAUACUCUUCUUGUCGAUAAAAACAGUAAAGUCAAAGAAGACAAUGAGCUUUUUGGUGAAGGAAGAAACCUAAACAGACACCGUUUGCAACACACUACAAGCAAGCCAGGAGUUAAGACCCUUGGUUCUUUAGAGGAUGAAAUCGAAGAAGUAAUCUUACAAUGAUCAUAUUUUUGUAUGUUUCAUAUGUAAAUACUGAAAAAAUAUUUUCAUGUAAUAUUUAUUAGAUACAGAUUUGAAACAUUUCAGAUAUAUUGUAAAGCCUUAUGAAGGAAUAAUUUACAUAAAUGGGAAUAUGUAUAGAGGAAAGAUGCACUUUGAUAAAACAGCCUAACCUACAUGCAGGAAAUUUCGUCUGAAAUGUAAUAUCCAAAUACAGACCUUGGAGAUAUGGCAGUGACUCUUUUGGCAGAAAGACAGGGAAGGUGUCCUGAGGGACUUUGAUAGAUGAGGCACUCGGAGAGCCUCUUAACUGUGUCAGGAGAAG